AUGACUUCUCCUGCCAUACCCGAAUGCGACUUGUGCUCCGAACCAAUUAAAAUCAGAGUUCUUUUGCCAUGCAACCACAACAACAUAUGCUUGCAAUGCUUUAUCAGGUUUAAUCGCAAUUAUGGUGGAAAUCAUUGUUAUUUCUGCCAGAAACCAAUUGAGCCUAGUCAAGAACCAGUCGCAGUCACAGAUAUGAGCCUUGACUACGAAUCAGCGCGCAAAUUAAAGCCAAAAUUUAAUUCUCAAUUUAAUUUAUAUUACACAGAUGAUAUUGCCCUAGAUGCACUUAAGCAACUAUACGAAUUCCAAUGUCCAGAGUGUAAAAUGGUCUUACAAAACAUCGAUUUAUUCGCUUCUCACAUGAAAUCUCAUCAUAUGAAUGUCUGCUGCAUCUGCUUCAACAGCGGACGCUAUCCACCUGAGGCAUGCCCAAUCUUCCAACGUGCAGCCUAUUACGAACAUUUGAAGCAACAUCCUCGCUGUAUUUGCUGCAAUCAAGUUUGUUUCGACGCAAUGACUCUUGCCAACCAUAUGCGCGAGAAGCAUGUUCGUUGCGAGCUUUGUGCCAAACAAAAUAACGUCUUAUGGUUCAAUAAUUCCGCAGAUCUUAUCGAACAUAACGAAAAACAACACUUUGUGUGCCAUCAUCCCGAAUGUUCAUCAGAGAAUCUCAUCGCAUUCCUUACACGCGGCGAAUUACUCAUGCAUCUCCAGAAAGUUCAUGGAGAAAGAGACGUCGAAAUCGAUAUCACACGAGAUUUCAACGAUAACCACGUUCAGCAGCCAGAUGACUCACGCGAAAGGAUGAUACAACUUAACAAGAAGCUCAUGAACAGAUUGAACGACUGUUUCAAGAAUUCUCCAGAAUCAAUCAAGAGAUUGAGAAUUUACGCGAAGAAACUGAUCGAAAACAAGAUCGAUUGCGAAGAAUUCUACAAGAACUUCUCAGAAAUAUGCGGCGACCAGAAGAACUUAGUUUUCUGCGACAUGGUCGCUUCGAUGCCUGACCCGAGGAAGAGGGCAGAGCUCUUUAGAAUACACAACGGAAUUGCCACUCUUGAACACUCAAGACUACCUCCAAAAUCGAAGUCAAUUAACGCUUUGAACAAAGUUGAGAAAAAGUCGCAUAUUCCUACCUCCCAUUCACAGGAACAGCCAUCAGAAGAGCCUCCAAAGAGAGAAGAACCACCUCAACAGACAGCUGGCAAUGGAGGAGGCGGAAGAAAGAAGAAAGGAAAGAAGAUCGUGAUUUCGAUGUUUUAA
Messenger RNA from Trichomonas vaginalis G3, 1263 nucleotides. Its product is annotated as rescue of stalled ribosome. The coding region runs from base 1 to 1263 and encodes 420 amino acids. The record is from RefSeq and is a predicted model, not a curated record. Gene Ontology annotation, biological process: rescue of stalled cytosolic ribosome; protein ubiquitination. Lineage: Eukaryota; Parabasalia; Trichomonadida; Trichomonadidae. Gene Ontology annotation, molecular function: ribosome binding; ubiquitin protein ligase activity. The transcript has a single exon.